Molecule: messenger RNA, 6289 nt
Organism: Thunnus maccoyii (southern bluefin tuna)
Lineage: Eukaryota; Metazoa; Chordata; Actinopteri; Scombriformes; Scombridae
Gene: mecp2
Product: methyl CpG binding protein 2
Exons: 6
Coding region: 95-3139 (1014 amino acids)
Biological process (GO): negative regulation of transcription by RNA polymerase II
Cellular component (GO): nucleus; heterochromatin
Molecular function (GO): double-stranded methylated DNA binding; methyl-CpG binding; chromatin binding
Source: RefSeq, a predicted model, not a curated record
UGGAAAUGGAGUCGGAGGGGGCGGGGUGCAGCAGGAGGGAGCAGAGAUGUUUGGAGGCUUUUUUUUUAAUAUAAAAUUAUUUAUUUAAAUAAAAAUGGCCGCCGUGGAGAGCGGAGAGGAGAGACUGGAGGAGGGUCAAGAGGGAGAGGAGGAACCAGUUGACCCCCAGCCUCCCACCAGAGAGAGAGCCAGGUCCCACAGUAAGACCAAGAAGGCUCGCAGGGAACGUCGCCAUGCCGACCAGGGAGCGGAGACCACAGCCUCGGCGACAGCCGCCCUGCAGCCGCAGACGGGGGUGGAGUCACAGAGCCAGGGGUCGGAGCCAGUGGCGGGCCCCUCGGAGCCGGGGUCAGAGUCAGCGGCCGGCAGUGAGUCUGCGGGUUCACCCAGGCAGCGGCGCUCCAUCAUCCGGGACCGCGGGCCACUGUACGAUGACCCGUCGCUGCCUGAAGGCUGGACCCGCAAACUCAAACAGAGGAAAUCCGGACGCUCAGCGGGAAAGUUCGAUGUCUACCUGAUCAACUCCGAGGGAAAGGCGUUUCGUUCCAAGGUGGAGCUUAUCGCCUAUUUCCAGAAAGUCGGUGACACAACCACUGACCCCAACGAUUUUGAUUUCACUGUAACCGGACGUGGAAGCCCCUCCCGCCGUGAGAAGCGGCCCCCCAAGAAACCAAAAGUGGUUAAACCAUCGGGGCGAGGCCGCGGCAGGCCCAAAGGCAGCGGAAAGAUGCGCCAGGCAACAGAGGGUGUGGCCAUGAAGCGUGUGGUCGAGAAGACUCCGGGCAAACUGUUGGUCAAGAUGCCCUUCAGCAAGGCAGAGUCCACCACCGGUACCACUUCCACUGCCUCAAAGGUGGUGUCUCCUGCCCAGGUGUCCACCAAGUCCCGUCCCGGCAGGAAGAGGAAAUCAGAACAAGAACUUCCGGCCCCACCGCAGACCACCCCCAAAAAACGGGGCAGGAAACCAGCCUCCGCCACAGCAGCUUCGACUGUUGCAAUAGCAUCCUCCUCUUCAGCAUCAACCUCUGGUACCUCAUCAGUAGGGAGCUAUGCUGCAGCUGCCAUCUUGGCCGCUGAGGCCAAACGGAGAGCGGCCAAGGAGUCUUCCACCAAACCUGUCGUCCAGGAAACAGCCCUGCCAAUCAAAAAACGCAAAACUAGAGAGACAAUAGAGGAGAGGGAGAGCGUUCAGACUCCAGCAGCUACAACAACUGAGACUGUAAGGAGGUCUUCUGCAGGUGGGGAGGGGGGAGGUACGGGGGAAGGAGCACCAACCUCAGAGCCUCACUCUGCCCCCUCUGAGCAGAGCCAGUCACAAUCACAGAAGCAGCCUACUGGCUCAGAGGAAAGUCAAUCACAUGGACACAAGAUGCAUAAAGGGAGGAAGCACAAGGAGAAAACGGGAAUAGCGGCGGGAGACGGAGGAAGCAGAGGAGAGGAAGUAGGCGAAGACGGAGGUGAUAAGGAAGGAGAGGGAGGAGGAGCAGCGGGAGAAGGAGGAAGGAGUAGCAGCAGCAGCAGUAGCAUUAGUCCAUCAAAAAGCCACAAAAGGAAGGACCGGCCACCUCACAAACACCACCAUCAUCACCACCAUCACCAUCAUCAUCAUCGGCAUCAACAGUCUUCUGCCUCCACAUUGGAUCAGCCUCCUCCUCCUCCUCCUCCUCCAGCCUCCGGACACCCCGCAUCCUCCAGCCAGUCCAGACCUGAAGUCGAGCCGCCGCAGACUACGCCCCUGCUCCCCGCCCAACAGUCCCAGCACACCCAGCAAGCUCCUCCCAAACCCCAGUCCAAGUCCGCGCCUCAGUCCCUGUCUGAGCCUCGGCAUCCUCCCCCUCAACCACGCCACCCGCCCCAACCCCGUCCCCAGCAACAUCCCCAGACACAGUCUCCCAGUCAGCCUCAAGCCCAGCCUCGAUACCCAGCGCCCCAACCCUCUCCUACCAAGCAUACCCUGCCGCAACUACGGCCCCAACAACCCCAACAACCCCAACCCCAAACCCACAGUCAGCCCCAGGCCUUCCCCCAAAAAUCCCAAUCACAGCCUGUCCACCCCCCUACCCAGCAUCAAACCCAGCUUCAGGCUCAGCAUGCUCCACCUCAGUCACACCGUUCUCAGUCCCCAUCCAUCUUGCACGUCCAUCCGCCCCAGACAAGGCAUCAACAUCCACAAACCCAGUCCGCCACAGCACUCCAACCUCAGACCCAGCCCAGGCACCCGUCUCAACCCCCAACUCAGCUCAAACAACAAUCUCAACCCCAACCCCGGCAGUCACUGCAGCCUCAACUCCAACCCGCAGCCAGGACCCCAACCCAACCUCAGACUCCACCCCAGUCCAGAACCCCCGCCCAAACUCAGCCUCAACUCCAGUCCAGAACCCCAGUCCAAACUCAGCCUCAACCCCAGUCCAGGACCCAAGCCCAAACUCAGCCUCAACCCCAGUCCAGGACCCCAGCCCAACCUCAGCCUCACCUGCAAUCCAGGCAUCAAGCACAGCCUCAACCGCAGACAAGGCACCCUUCGCAACACCAACUUCAGACUCAAUACAGACCACAGCCCAGACAGUCUCUCUCCCAAGCUAGGCCACCCCAGUCCCAGUCCCAAGCACAACCACACUUUCAGCGGAUUCAAACACAGCCGCGACCCCAGCCCCACUCACAGCUCGCCAGGUCCCACCUGCAGCAUCUCUCGCCACACCGACCAUCUCUCAGCCUAAGUAGACCCAAUCUGGUCCCUUCUCAGCAGAACCAGAGCGAACAGCCCCAAGAUCUGAGCACCACGCGGCCUGGCCGAGGAAGCCUCCUACCAAGCCGGGAAGCCAGCGCGGAGGGCAUCAGGGCGGAGGGAAGAGGGGGGCUGGCGGUGGCAUCAGAAAGCAGAGAGAUUUUAGGAGGAGAAAGAGGGUCAAACAGCACCUCAAGGCCUCCCAGCUCCAUGCCUCCUGGUCCUACAGGAGGAGCUGGGGCCGGAGUUGGUCUCGUGCCGGGGGCGGAGGGCCGGGCCAGGCUCCGGGCAGAGCCAGAGGCAGCAGGUGAGGGCAGGGAGCUCAGAGACAUCGUCCCCCAGUCCGCUGUUCCCUGCCCCAGCCGAGAGGAAACGGUAGAGUCACGGACUGCCGUCAGCGAGAGAGUCAGCUGAUCGGUCGGGCUGAUGAACAGGCUGACUGAUCGGUGGACUGACUGAGUCAGCACCAGGUGGAAGAGGAGUGUGACUGGGCUGUCCAUGGAGGAUUCAUGUUUUUACACUGUUUUCAGAUAGAAGGAUAGCGUCACACAGCUGGUAGGACGUUCUCAGAUUCUACUCCGUUUGAUUCUGUCUGGAGACUCUGUAAAGUUGUGGAUUUGAGAGCCAACCCGGCACUGAGGGACAGCAGAAGAGAAGAACGGAUAGUGUCUUUUUAUAGGAAAAACAAAACGAAAAGGAAAAAUCGAUAAAAAAAAAAAAAAGUGUGUGUGUAUAUAUAAUCAAAAGGCAGCUGUUGUGUCCCGCUAGUCUCCAUGGGGAGGGGGGGGGAGUAGUUUGGAACUAAAAACCAACGCUUAACAACACAUUACUCUGAACGAAACGUUGCUUCCGGAAUAUAACCAGUUUUUUUUUUUUAUUUCGUAUUUUGAUAGUUUAUUGUUUUGUCUCCGUUAUACAGCUUUAAACUCUGAUAUUAUUGACUGACAGUCCCUUAUUCAUUGCUGUGCUGCUGACUGACAGUCCCUUAUUUAAAGUCCUGCUCUUGACUGACGGUCUCUUACUAAAAAACUCCUCCUAUUGACUGACACUCCCUUACUGAAAGCCUCAAGAGGUGAUGUGGGGGCGGCGGUUUGCACCUUAAACUGGUUUCUUAGAAAUCUCACAUUUUAUUUUCCUCCUUAUGUUCCAUUAAACCCACAAUAAGAAAAGGAGGGUCAUAAUGUUUUUUUCCAUCCACUUCCAGACUGCCCCCUACAGGUAGCGAAUCUGAUUUAUGAGUAUUUUUUUAUCAAGUUCACUCCACACAGACCUCAUCCUGAAGUGAGUCUUUGAAUACUAUUUUAAAUAUUCGAACAACUUCAAGUGUUCUUGAUUCCUCUUCACAGACACUAAAACAGCCUAAAAAAAAAAAAAGAAAACGGACGAGUCAGAUAAGUUUGAUAAGAAAACCUCCAGAAGUCCUCAUUCGUUUUUCAAGUAUUUCAAAAGCAGCGAGUUCUUCCAGGUUAGAGAUUCUUCCAUUCUGGUCUGCAUUGAAUCUGUUUGUUUUGGUAGUCUUUUUGUUUCCAAAGGAAGCGCAUUUUAAUAUCAAACCAAACCCACUUUUACAGUAGCUUUAUUUUAGUUUCAGUCUUAAUGAAAGAGUGGGAAAUGGACUCAUUUUUUUAUUGUGUCUUCGUGUUGAAUGUCUGGAACAGUUUGCACUCCUCCAGUUUGUACAAUCAACCGCCUGCAUGUCGCUCGGAGACCCUUGCAGGCCUUCAACCGGAGCCGCACGUACGCAGAGGUCGACCCCGUGUGGGUUUUUACUGUCGGGCCAUCGGUCGGUGGCGUAAAGGAAGAUGUGUUCCACAGAAGGAAAAACCCUGACGGAGGUCCGGUUUCAGCUUCAUGUGGGGGUUAGAUGUGCUGGGGACGGCAACACAAAACUAUUCAGUGAGCAGAAAACUAAAUUUGAGUCUGUAAGUAAAGAUUUGAGAGCGCCCAGGAGAGAUUUUUUUUUUUACCUGCUCACUUCCAGUUUCAAAUACACUUUCAGCGGUCAGUCAACAUGAAAACGCAGAGCAGGUGUCAUGAGGACUUCUUUGUGCUCUCAAAUUACUGUCAAGUUACUGUAGCAGCAGGAACUAAAGUCCCAGGUUGUUGUUAGGGAGCACAACGAGUGUCAAAGUAUGAUCACACGACACUCUGAUCAAUAUUGAUCUAUUACCCAUAUCAGAAACGUGACCUCACGUGACCUUUUUCAGGGCUGAGCGCAGAGAUAUUUCGACAUUAGCUCUCUCAUUCAUUUAAACGGAGGCAGUCUGGUGAUGCAAUACUCAAACUAGACUUCCUGGAUCAUGUUUCACGUCUCACCUGUAAACCUUUAACAACACACGCCCUUCUGCAUCAUCGUUUUAACGCAGGACUGUUUCGGUCUGAAUGCUCCGUUAGCAGCAGGCUACCGGCUGUGUUGUAGUAUGGAGGUCAGAUACUGUUAGCAAUAUCGUUCAACAUUGUGUUUUUGUAAAUCCAUGUGCACAGAUUAUUAUUAAUUAGUUAUCCAUGCAGUAUUAGCAUUAUUAGUUAUUAGUUUCUACCCCCUUAUGACACCUGAUGGACUCUGUGAAAACUGCUUCACCGGUGAAAACUGUUAAAAUAAAAGGUACUAAGAGGAGGUACAAAGUGUUCACAUGCAGUCCAACUGUUUGGUUUUUAUGCCUUUAAUCAAGUACUACUGCAGUACUUCUGGGUACUUACAUUCAGGAUAGCCUCUGCGGGGCGGAGCACACGUCAGGGAGAGAUUUCUGUAGCAGAGUCGACGUGAAUUCACAAAUACGUCAAACUGAGCAACAACGCUAAAGCAGGAGACGCCACACGGACGACAAAUACGGUCCGGCAGUGUAAUUAUCUGCUGUUCAAGUCAAGUUAGUUUUAUUUGUAUAGCCCAAAAUCACAAAUUACACAAUUGCCUCAGGUGGUUUUACAGUCUGUACAGCAAUACAACAUCCUCUGUUCUUACACCCUUUGAUUUAAGGUUGCUGCUAAAAUCAUCAACUCAUCACAAAAAAGCAGCAGAUCUCACAAGAGAAACAGGCAACCAGGUAGAAACAAGCCCCAAACAGGCAACUCGGCUUUCCAAAAAGUUUUUUUUUUUCUCUUCGCCCACUUAGUCCCUGGCAUUGUUAGCGAAGUAGCUAAAGAAACUCCAUCAAUCGUGUGAUUUUGAUUGUAAAUGUCUCACUCACUGUCACCUGUGUGCUUGGAAGGGAAGAGGAGUGGACGGAUCCUGCAUCAGGACAAACUAUCAAGCGUUUAAAUAACAAUAAUAAUAUCGAAAACAUCUGCUAAGUUUUUUUUUUUUAAGAUUAUGUUUUAAGGUGUUUUCACUUUAUUAGACGGAGACAGCAAGGACUCUUGCUAACGUUACGUGGUUCACGUGCUAACACGUGAACCACCAGCUAAGGAUUUUAACGUCGACGGCUAGUACAUGCGUGGUUCUGACAGCAGGCAGCGAUAUUUUUGACAACUUAGAUGGAGCUCAGUCAGUUUAUUUAACAUUAGACGUACAGGAAGUAAAGCCCAAAUAAACAACUACACUUCAGGAACAAGCCCCCCCCCCCC